This is a messenger RNA of Gymnodraco acuticeps, 18565 nucleotides long. It is a transcript of the gene kmt2d, whose product is annotated as lysine (K)-specific methyltransferase 2D. The record is from RefSeq and is a predicted model, not a curated record. Gene Ontology annotation, cellular component: nucleus; nBAF complex. Lineage: Eukaryota; Metazoa; Chordata; Actinopteri; Perciformes; Bathydraconidae. Gene Ontology annotation, molecular function: protein binding. The transcript has 55 exons. Gene Ontology annotation, biological process: nervous system development. The coding region runs from base 430 to 15759 and encodes 5109 amino acids.
AGCAGAAGCUAGCUCCUGUUAGCAUUCAAGCUAAAUCCACCAGCAGGAGCGAGAUAUCUGGUUAGUUUCUGGAUUCACAGCUUGAUGCUGUGGAGCCUAUGAAUGGACUGGUUAAAGACUUGUGGCGUUGUUUUAUAGUUCCCCGGCAGUAUACGACCACUCUACACAAAGUUCGAUGUGCUGGAUAGCAAGCUAACCAUAGCAUUAUCCAUCUAGUUAAGGAGCUAGCUGCACUGCCUGCCUUCCGCCGAGGUGCACUUCCCCCACUCUCCCUCCAGCCGGCUAGCCGCAGCGUUAGUCCGGUACAUAAAAUGAAGCGACCAUCAGCGUUUUGGGAAGCUGUGUGGCUGUUUGGAUUUUGCUGAUGUAUGAGGAGACGAUAUUGUUUUUGUGAGAUCUCUGUCAAGGAGGUCAACAUCAAUACGGGGGAUGGACGAGCAGAAAACAAACUGCGAUGAAAAUGAAUCUGAACCAACAGCUGAUGAUAAUACCCCUACGAAGAAGCUUGUCUCCUCUGAGGAGGAGUCCAAAGCCCUUCCUGCUGCCGAGGACCUGUCUGGUGCUACCUCAGCCCCGUCCAGCACACCUGAUGGUAGCGUCCGAGCCUGUGCGCUCUGUAACUGUGUGGAGCGGAGCCUGCACGGCCAGCGGGAGCUGAGACACUUUGGGCCGUCUUCUGAACGGCCGACCCUCAAGCCAUCAGCUUCCCUACUGCCACAGCCCGGAAAUGAUGACCUGUCUUCCAUUGGAUUUUCCGACUCCCCCUGUCUGGCAUCGUUCUUUGACGACUCAGGGGGCUGUUUGGUUCAUCACUGGUGUGCUGCGUGGUCGGAGGGGGUGAAACAGGUGGAGAAUGAGGAGCUGGAGAAUGUGGAUAAGGCCGUUAUCUCAGGGACACAGCGGCUUUGCGAAUGCUGCAAAAGGCUGGGUGCAACCAUUCGAUGCCAUGCUGAGGGCUGCUCGCGGUUCUACCACUUCCCCUGCUCGGCGGCCAGUGGAUCCUUCCAGUCCAUGAAGCAGCUGGUCCUCCUCUGUCCAGAGCACAUAGACAAGGCGGAGGAGUUGGCAGGUGAGGAGUCUUGGUGUGCAGUGUGUGACUCAGCGGGGGAGCUCACAGACUUGCUGUUCUGUACGGGUUGUGGCCUACAUUAUCAUGCGGCCUGUCUAGAGAUCGGUGCCACGCCUAUCCAGCGGGCAGGAUGGCAGUGCCCAGAGUGCAAAGUUUGCCAGACGUGCAGGCAACCAGGUGAAGACUCCAAAAUGUUGGUAUGCGAUGCCUGUGAUAAGGGCUACCACACCUUCUGCCUCCAGCCAGCCAUGGAUUCUCUUCCCUCUGACCCAUGGAAAUGCAGAAGGUGUCGUGUGUGUACGGAGUGUGGUGUCCAUGGACUGGGGCUGCCAGGUUCGGCCCAGUGGUUUGACAACUACGCCGUGUGCGAGGGCUGCCAGCGGCACCGCAGCUCGGUGUGUGGCGUGUGCAGCAAAGCUGCCAACACAUCUGUCACUCUGCAGAGCUGCAGCACAUGCCACAGAUCGGUGCACAGUGAAUGUUCUUCACCGGGGGAGCUUCCAGAAGCAAAGUGCAUUUGCCGGCUUUGCAAGAUGGGUCAGCUGCAGCCUUUCACUAAAUCAUACACAGCAGAGAUACAAACCAGAGAGGCGUCUGAGGAGACUGUGGAUUUGGUGGAGGCGAAAAUCCAAACAGAUGCAGACAUGGUGACAGAAGAGCACACAGACUUAUCAGAGCUGGCACCAGGGCAGAAAGAUGCAUCGGAGAAGGUUCAGGACGAGGCCACGACUGAUAAAGAGACUCCCAUGGUCCUGGGGGUGGAGUCCGCAGUUGUUGAGACACCAGCGGUUGGGGAGAAGUUGAAGCAGGACGAGCUGCAGGGAGCAACAGAAGAAUCGCCUUCUGAGGCUCCCGCUGUUCAGACUGAGGCCACAGAUUGUGCAACAAAAGAACAGAGGGCCUCUUGUCUACCUGCUGAUGAAGAGAGGGUAACAGAGGCAGUCAGCCGUGGGACUAAAGACGCCCCCGUCCAGGCCCCUCCAGCAGAGACGCGGUCUGACAACCCUAAAGAAGAACCAUCACCGGUGUCAGAGCAGGGUCCUGAAAACAUGGAGGUGGAGAAGGAGGAUAAGCAAGAAACCACUCUAUCAGUGGAACAAGAAGUACCAUCAGAGCCAUUAAAAGAUGGCUCCAAAGUCACGCACGUCCCACCACCAUCCAGUAAGGAUCCACCAAAGUUACCAUCCUCUCCUGCCUCUGUGGACAAAACGGAGCACUUGCCUAUGGAUAAUCGGCAAGAAAGAAGUCCAUGCCCGGACCCUCAGUCUCCUUCUCCUCUUUCUAUAUCAGGAGACACACAAGAGGCCCUUUCGUCUAUGGAAAUGGAGCAGAGGUUACUACCUCACUCUGAGGAAGAGGAUGAUGAUGACGAGUAUGAUGAGCAAAUGAAAGGAGAUGGACUUAUUGAGGACAUAAAGCGGGAGCCGGACGAUCUGUCCUACCUGAGCCAUGGAGACGAGAGCAGCAGCGGCUUUCUGGGCUCUCCAGGAGAACAAGACCCUCAGCUCUCCAUGGAGCUCGGCCACUCGCACGCAGAUAACCUGCUGUCUGAGACCGAUGACUCGCUUCCCUUCGAGCCCCUCAGAGAGAAGGUGAAACGCAGAGGGUCCCCCGGCCGCUCGCGGGUCAAACAGGGGCGAAGCAAUAGUUUUCCUGGGAAGCGCAGACCCCGAGGAGGCGGUGGAGGGAGAGGGCGGGGUGGGAGGUCCCGCCUCAAAGCCAUGGCUUCCUGCAUCGACGCUUUCUUGCUAAGCAUGACCGCAGACACUGGAGUGAGUAAAGAGGAAGACGAGGAGGAAGACGACACCAUGCAGAACACAGUGGUUCUUUUCUCAAACACUGAUAAAUUUGUCCUGCUCCAGGAUAUGUGUGUUGUGUGCGGCAGUUUUGGAAAGGGUUCAGAGGGGCAGUUGUUGGCUUGUGCUCAGUGUGCCCAGUGUUACCAUCCUUACUGUGUGAACAGCAAAAUCACCAAGACGAUGCUCCGUAAGGGCUGGCGCUGUCUGGAAUGUAUUGUGUGUGAGAUGUGUGGAAAGGCUUCGGAUCCCUCCCGUCUGCUGCUGUGUGACGACUGUGAUGUCAGCUAUCACACCUACUGCUUGGACCCGCCCCUGCACAAUGUCCCCAAGGGUGGUUGGAAGUGCAAAUGGUGUGUGUGCUGCGUCCAGUGUGGUUCAAACACCCCAGGUUUCCACUGUGAGUGGCAGAACAACUACACACACUGUGGCCCCUGUGCCAGCCUCGUCACUUGUCCAGUUUGCAGAGAGAACUUCAUGGAGGAGGAGCUGCUGCUGCAGUGUCAGUACUGUGAUCGAUGGCUCCAUGCUGUCUGUGAGAGUUUGUACACAGAGGAUGAGGUGGAACAAGCUUCUGAUGAAGGCUUUGCAUGCACAUCCUGCAGCGCAUAUGUUCCAAAACCCGUGGUAGAGUCAGCAAUUAUGGCUUCAAUAAAGAUCAAAGAGCCAGAACCCCAGUUCUACCGGUUGGAGGGUGUGUGGCUGACAGAGUCGGGCAUGUCCCUGCUUCGCAGCAUCUCCAUGUCUCCUCUGCACAAGAGACGGCAGCGUCGCUCCCGUCUCGGCGCUCUGUGCUGUGAAGGAGGCUCUGAUGGGAUGGAUCUGAGGGAGGGUGACGAAGGAUGUGGGGAGCCCAUGGAAUGUGAAUCCAAAAUGGAGAACCCUGGGAGCCCUGACAGAGAAGGGGGUGCAGACGUAGGCCCUGAUGGCAUGGCCGACUGCGAUGGUGUCAAAGGAGGAGCAGAGGAGACUGAGGACAGCAAAAAAAGAAAGCGGAAACCUUACAGGCCUGGAAUUGGUGGCUUCAUGGUGCGACAAAGGAAGUGUCACACACGGAUGAAGAAAGAGUUUUUCGCCCAGCUUGCUGGAGAGACUACAUUAGAUGGACAGCCAAUAGAGAGAACCAUUGACGAGGGACCUCACCCUGACACAGAUAACAUCAUGGAUCCUAAACCAGUGGAGGGCGAGGAACAGGCCAAGAAGCGACGGGGACGGAAGAAGAGCAAACUUGAGGACAUGUUUCCAUCUUAUCUCCAGGAGGCUUUCUUUGGGAAGACACUUAUAGACUUGGGUAAGAAAGCUGUGCUGACACCUCCAGGGCAGAGGCCGGGCGCAUGCCUGGUCCGACCUUCAUUACCAGCACCGUCAGGGGUCAGAACUUCUGCCCCAGAGAAUGAAGAUCGUGUGGUGAAAGAAUAUUUUCUUAUCAAGCAAGAGGGGGGUGAUGGCCCCCAGGCUCAGGGAGAAGGUGCAGGAGUUUCUGCACCGUCCUCAUCACUGAAAGAACAGGCGUCAACUGAUCCUCAUGACUCUGAUGCAGAAAAGAGUGAAGGUCUUCCGUUAGGGGUGGAAAGUCAGGACUCUGAGCAGUUCUUCAGGAAGGUUCUGGGAUCGUCAGACGGCUCCUCUUUGGGGGGCAUGAAGCCCAUCUUGGAGGGCAGUAAGGGAGAACUCAAUCGUAGCGCUUUGCCGCAGAGAGCUCUCCUCUCAGGGUCCCUGCCCUCCGCUGGAAUGAUGGAUGGUUUUCCUGGCCUCUCUCAGUCACCGUUCUUCGAUAUGCGGGAGCGAGGAGGAUUGUUCAGUCCAGAUGGAAGUGAGGAAAGCGCCUGGGCCAAUCCCUCUACCCCAGUAACCCCUUCCUCCCCACCGACCCCCACUGAGGGAGAAAGUGAUGGACUGUCCUACAACCAGCGCAGUCUCCAGCGGUGGGAGAAAGACGAGGAGCUGGGAGAACUCUCAACCAUUUCCCCGGUGCUUUAUGCCAAUACCAACUUUCCCACUCUCAGACAGGACUACCCAGACUGGGCUAAUCGCUGUAAACAAAUCAUGAAGGUCUGGAGGAAGGUGUCAGCUGCUGACAAGGUUCCAUAUCUGCAAAAGGCCAAAGAUAACCGAGCAGCUCAGAGGAUCAACAAGGCACAGAAGCAGGCGGAGAGUCAGGUGUGCAGGCCUAUAAAAACGGAGGGAGUGCGUGUGAAGACGGAACGGCCCAGUUUGCACCUCCAGAUCCCUCCACCUUCAGGCUUUACAUCCAUCUCUUCCCAGCCCAGUUCUGCAGAGAGUCCAUUUCCCUUCCCUCCAGAUUCAGGAUCCUCCUCUGUCUUUUUCUCAGACGGGCCUCUUAGGACUCCGGGUUCGGCUGAAAUCCGGACAGAUCCCUUGGCCAAGCUUCCUCCUCAGUCACCUCAUUCUCACUCUCACCCAACCACACCGUUCCCCCAUGCUGUGGCCAGCCCUUUACAGGCCUCUUCCUCAGGUUAUUCCGCUUCCGGCCCACAGGGUCCUCCUCAGGGACGGCCAGCCAGCCUUGGCCCCUUUGACAUGCAACCAGGAACUCCUGGAACCCCCAGACGGGCUCAGCAGGUUGACCCCUACUUCAGAUCACAGCUACAGCAGCAACAGGGUCAUCUACCACAAUCACAGCAAGGCUCCCAGGAGUCACUCGGACAUCCAGAGAGUCCUCAUUCGAGAGGUUCAGGGCUUGGGGAGUCGCCAAUAUUCUCACCACCCCACAACACCCAUUACGGAGACCCUUUCAGAAACCAGCAAGGGAUGGGCCGGCCUGAAUAUGGUUCAUCCCCGUCGCCCUCUGCAGUGACUUCCUCCCCUGCAGGGCAGUACAGGGCUGAUGUGAGUGCCCCCUCUCCACGCUCCUCUGCUGGGAGGCCUGAUCUAUCCACUGGCUCUCCUGCUGGGAUGCUGGACUCGGGGGAUGGCUUGUUCAAGGCACCUAUGACUCCACGAAUGCACCAAGGGGAGGUGCAUCCUGGAGCAUCUCCAGGACACCCCUCUGAAGGCUACAGGCAGUCUCCUUCUCACUCUUUCUCUGACCCCCACGCCCAGUCACCACUGACUCCCAGGCCGCAGUCAGCCGACAAUUGUCCUCUCGGGCCCCAGAGACAUCCUGUUGCUCAACAGGAAAUGUGCCCUCGAGUGCCCUCCAGCCCAAAUUCACAGGGCAGCUCUCAGUCUCCCCACACUCCCGGGGGCCUCUCCAAUGAUGCUUACUCUGUCCAUUCUCCCGCUACGCCUCGUUUCCAAUCCCCGGACCCUUGUUCUCAGCCACCUUCAAGACCACAAUCUAGAGACCCUUUUGCUACUCUCCACAAACCCCCUCGCCCCCCUUCUGUUGCCCCAGAGGGAACAGCAAUUUACAAAGGCUCACCCAAUCCUCACCAGCCACCUCCACCACAUCCCACCAACAGUUCCAUAGGGGACCCUCUCUCUGGUAAACCGUCAGCACCUCUUACUUUCAGUCGCAGCCCCAGCACGGGAGGCUUCCAAAUGACCCAACAGCAGAGUCAGAUGUUACAGGGUCAGCUUCAGCAACAACAGCCACAAACUCUACAGACAGACGGCUUUGGCUCCAGGGGGCCAAAUCUCUCCGGAUCUCAAGAUCUGAUGGCUGUCCGCCCUCCAGAUGCACAUCAGCAGCCUGCUCUGCCAAGCACUCCAGAAAUGCCUGACAUUUCAGCAGUUCAGGACCCUGCCUUAGUCGGCCUCAGCCCCGCUGAGCUAGAGAAGCACCGACAGCGACUCAGACUACGGGAAUUCUUAAUCAGACAAAAACUGCAGAGAAACACCAUCAGACAAGAGAAGGAGGCUGCUGCAGCGGCUGCUGCUGGCAGUGGAUCCCCUGGCUGGCCUGGAGGAGAGAUGGGAGCCUUUCAACAAGACAAGGCUCACAGAGCACCGCCACCUUAUCCACAGGAUCGUGUUGCUGCUGCUACUGCUCAGGCUUCUAUGACAACAAAGAUGCCUAUGACUGGAGGCAUGGGGGUCAUUCGCCCUCCACCUACAGGAACCCCUGCCAUCAUGGAUCCUAAUGCACUAAGGCAACCGGGGCCCCCCAGACCUCAGGGCAUGUUUGUUCGUCAACCGUUCCCUCCUCAGUGGCAGGGCCAGGCUCAAGGCCCAAGGAGGUUCCCCCAGCCCGGCAUGGAGUCCAUGGGCAUAAGACACAAUCUCAAUCCUGCUGUCAACAUGCAGGGUAUGGAAGGCAUGGGUAACCCUCACGCCAUGAUGCCAGGACAUGGAGGAGAGACCAUGCAGUCAAUGGGUCAAGGGCCUCCACCACAGUUCAUUGAAUUGAGACACAACUCACAAAGACUACCCCUACGACCUCAGUUUAUGCCCCGUAUACCCCAGCCGAGACAACGGCACUUUGUCCCUCAGCAAGAGAUGGCAGCAUCUUUUGUUCAGCAACAUCCAAUGGGUCAAGCUGGUGGCAUUCAAACUGACGGGGGCAGCAACUCGCAUCUUAGGUUACAGCAGGGUGGACUUCCAGCUUUAAUGCCUCAGUCAACAGGCCCAAUAACACAGCAUCCCCACCUGCAGCACCAGGCAGCUACUUCCAAUACAAGCAUUCCUAGCACUGAGCAGCAUCAUCUCCAACAACCAAGCCUGGUCACACACUCCCAGCCUGCAACAGCAGUGAGUAAUGAGGAGCUGCCAGAACCUGACCUUGAAGGCCUUGGGGAUGCCCCAGGGGAUGGAGGUGUGGAUGAUGAGGAUGAUUUGGCUCUGGACUUGGACCCUGACAAGGGAGAUGAUGACUUGGGCAACUUGGACAACCUGGAGACCAAUGAUCCACAUUUAGACGACCUGCUUAACAGUGACGAGUUUGACCUGCUGGCUUACGCUGACCCUGAACUGGACCAAGGAGACCCGAAAGAUGUCUUCUCAGACCAGCUCCGGUUAGUGGAAGCAGAGAGUGAAGCACCUGCAUCUUCUUCUGGAUCUGCACAUGUUAAAGUGGAAGUAAAAGCCAAGUUGGAGCCAGGACAGAAGGUCACAACAGUUGCUGGCACUGCAAGAGGGUCUGCUACUCAACUGCCACCCUCUGCAGACAUAUGUGAUAUCUCCAAGGUCAAAAUAGAGGACAGAGGUAUGACUCAGACGCAUCCAGGACACACUGUGGUAAAAGAUGAAUUUGGAGAGGCUGUGUCAAUGCUUCUUGGUGGGACCACGCCCUCUUCCAAGUCUGCACAACCAGAUAACCAGUCGGCUUCACUCAGUUCUGUUCGGUUAGGGGGACUUCAGUACCCCCUCCCAGGACAAGCUGGUGGAUUGCCUUUUCCUUCAGCUGCUUCACAUUCAAAUAUGAAUGAUGAUCCACUGGGUCUGCCUGAUGUUGGUGGACAGCACUCCCCUGCUGUAGAUUUGGCAAAGGUAGAGAGCUCUUUAGAUGGUGAGCUGCCCCUUCUUAUACAGGAUCUGCUGGAGCAUGAGAAGAAAGAACUACAGAAGCAGCAGCAGCAGCAGCAGCAGCAGCAGCAUCUCAACUCCCUCCACCAGGGAGGCAUGGCGCCUAAUUUUCCUGGCAUCUCAAGUCAACAACAGCCGCACCCUCAGACUCCGGGCCAGAUAAUGCUGCCACACCACCAUCGUCCACCACCACAGGGAAUGAUGGCUCAGCCAGGGAUGGUACCCCGUUCCCCGCACAUGAUGCAGCAACAACAACAACAACAACAACAACAACAACAACAACAACAGCAGCAGCAGCAGCAGCAGCAGCAGCAGCAGCAGCAAAGACUUAUGGGAACUGGAAUGGCACCUCCCAUGAACAUGGCCCAGCAGCAAGCCAUGGUGAGGAUGGGGCCGCCGGGGAUCCACCCGGGUGUCGGUCAUCAACCGCAGCCUGGGAUUAAACUGCCUCUGGCCAACAACUUCUUCCCAGAUAAAGAUUUGGACACAUUUGCUACCGAUGACAUCAUGGAUCCAAUUGCCAAGGCAAAGAUGGUGGCCCUUAAGGGUAUCAAGAGAGUGUUGGCACAGGAUCCAAUGGCUGUUCCCCCUGGCAUUAACAGGCAACAAGUGUCUCUGCUUGCUCAGAGGCUGUCCUCUGCCCCCGGCACAGAUCCAAAUCAGCCUACACUUGUACCUCCAAAGGAGGGAGAAACAAGUGAUCCUACAGUGUCGAGACCUAACCCGCCUCAGUUUGUGCAAGGAAUCAUCAAUGAUGCAGAACAGCACCAAUAUGAAGAAUGGCUUCUGCACACCCAGCAGUUACUCCAAAUGCAGUUAAAAUUCUUGGAGGAACAGAUUGGAGUUCACCGCAAAUCACGCAAAGCACUGUGUGCUAAGCAACGCACUGCUAAGAAAGCUGGCAGGGAGUUUGCUGAGACAGAUGCAGAGAAACUAAAGUUGGUAACAGAAGAGCAGAGCAAAAUUCAAAAACAGCUUGACCAGGUACGCAAGCAGCAGAAGGAGCACACCAAUCUCAUUGCCGAGUACAGAAGCAAGCAGCAGCAGCAUCAACAAAGCUCAGGUAUUCUUACCCCAGGUCAUUCUGCACAGGCGGCCCCUCCUCACAUGUUUCCCAAGAUGCCUGGCCAGAUGAUGAUUGGCCAACAGGGAACACCAGUAAUGGGCCAACACCCUGGUGUGAUGCCCCAAGGUGGAAUGCCUGUCAGGAUGCCUCAGGGGCAGCCUUUUGUUGGUGGAGCCCAACCCCAGCUUCCUGCAGCCAUGGGAGCCAGUGUUGCCAGGGCCCCUGGUCCACCUGGUGCUCCAACAGGAUUCUUCCCACAGGGGCCUAGAGUUCAAGGUGCAGACCCCAGGCUUCUCCAAGAAAGACAGCUUCAACAUAGGAUGCAAAUGGCAAAGCUCCAGCAGCAACAGCAGCAACAACAGGUGAUGAUGGGGCAGCAACCGAUGCCACACCCAAAUCAACCGCCUGGCUUAGUCCCCCAGCCACCGCCCGGCAUGAUGGGGAGCCCACUUAUGGCCCAACAGCAAGCAAACCCUCAACAGGGAAUGCUAGUCAACCAGGCCAAUCAGCAGAGUAUGGUGCAUGUCCCACAAGGAAUGGUUGGAGGCCAGUCUGUGGCUCCACUUCCACAGAACCUCGCAGGAGGCCAGCCUAUGAACCAUGCUCAAGCCAUGAUGGCAGUUCAACCAGGGGUUAUGGGAAACCCCACUGUUGCACCAUCACAGCAACAGAGGCCUCAGCUGGUGGUGGGUCAGCAGGGAAUGGUUGGUUCUCCGGGUCAUCCUGUGCUCAGGGCUCCCCAGACCCAAUUGACUCCACAACAACAGAGCAUACUGGCCCAACGCAUGGCUGCAUCUCAGCAGCAACAACAACAACAACAACAACAACAACAACAGCAGCAGCAGCAACAUGUUGCAAAGAAUAUGGCACACCUUCAGCAGCAGCAGAUGGCACAGCAGAGACAAACACAGUUGAUCAGUCAGUCCAGCCAAGAGCAAGGAGUCCUCUCCCAACCCUCUACCCCACAGAUGGGCUCCUCGCCUUCAGCAGGAAGCAUCACACCGCAGCCACAAGCAGCUACUGACAACCAAAACUCAGGCCCCAAAGAGGGCGGGAUCCUCAGCCCUGAUUCAAGAACGCCACCACAGCAUAGUGGACCCUCAACACCCAAUCAGAUGUCCCACCUAGGCUCUGCAAAUGAUCAUCAGAAUGACUUGGGACGACAGCAGUUACAGCAGCAGCAGCAGCAGCAGCAGCAGCAGCAGCAGCAGCAGCAGCAGCAGCAGCAGCAGCUGCAGCAGCAGCAGAUGUAUAUUGCUCAGCAGCAACAAUUAAAUCCCCAGUCUGCCCCUGAGCAACAAACAGGCUUGGUUGAAAACCAACAAGCUGUUGUGCUUCAGCAACAUCAGCAACAACAUCCUCUCACUCUCCAGAGGCAAGGGUCCCUCGGUGGUGACCAGCCUAUGAUGAUGAUGACCAUAAAGGAGGAAGUCAAACCAAUUGAAUUCUUGGCUCAUCAGCAACAACAGCAAGCAGGUCAAAAUGCCAUGCAGCAAUCACCAAACCCCAACCUCCAGCAGCAGAUCAUAGGCCAGAACCAUCCUGGCCAGCCACAGCCUGUUGUGAUGGGUCAUAAUCCACAACAACAACAUCAACAACAACAACAACAACAACAAGCCCUCAUGGCCCAGCAGCAAAAGCAACAGGCCAUGAUGGGCAUGAUGAGAGCCCAGCAGCAAGGGAUGAUAGCACAGAGGCCUGUGGGUCCACCUGGACAGAUCCGCACCCCCAUCAACAUCCAGGCCAUAAUUGCUCAGAAUCCCCAGCUUCGUAAUCUUCCUCCAAACCAGCAGAUUCAGCACAUCCAGGCCAUGAUUGCCCAGAGGCAGCUCCAACAGGGACAGAUGUUGCGGAUGUCCAUGGGACAAGGUCAGUUAAGGCCUAACAUGCCACAGGGACAGAUGCCACUGGGACAGAUGCCACAGGUUGUGCAGCAGAUGCCAUAUGGAGCCAUCGGGAAACCAGGAGUAGUGGGCCCUCAGCAACAACCGGGCAUGUUGGGCCAACAACCUGCUGUGGCUCCCCAAAUGCAGCAAGGGAUGAUGGUCCCCGGGCAACAACAGCAACAGGUGGGAGAGAUUAUGCAGCAACAUAUGAUGAGAGGCCAGGUGCCAGUGCCACCUUCCCCAUUGGACCAGGGCCGCAUGGUAAGACCAACAUCUCCACGUCAGCCAAUAGCCAACUCUCCUGGGCAUCCAUUUAAUCCAGCUAUGGGGAUGCGUCCACCCACUCCCAACCAGAACCAACAAGCAAUGAUGGCAGCUGCAGCAGGCCGCAUGCAGGGUUCUCCAUCCCAUGCAUACUCACCUAGAGGGCCCUUCGGCAUGAGCCCAGCCCACCCGGCCUCACCUCACUCAUCGCAUGUUUCCUCACCUUCUAUAGCUGACAGUAGGGCUGGAAGGGGGAGUCCGUACAGCCACGUCAAGGCAUCUCCACUCAGGUCACCUGGAGCCAAGAGUCCACUUGAUUGUCCAGGAAUGAAAAUGGAAGCUCAGAUAUCAGGCAAUGAAAUGUCUCACCCAGGCUCAGUUAUUCCCAACGGUCCACAGAAAGUCAUGAAUAUUCAGCAACAUGUGCAGCAGGUCUCAGAGAGCCACGGUCCUCACACACAACAUGGCUCUAGAGUAGGAGAGAUAUACAAGAUGACCCUACAGAACAUUAAACAGGAGCCAAGGGAGUUUCAUUGUGAUGGUGCACCAGAGGCUCAUUCUGGGGCUAUAAAGAGAGAGGCAACGGGGGAGGCAGUUACUUCUGCUAACAACACUGGAUUCAUCAAUGCUGGAGAUCCUGGGAGUCAAGGCCCUCGCCCUGAAACUGGACAGCAACUACUUCAGAAACUCCUGAGAACCAAGAACCUUCAGCUUGGUGCCCAAAGGCCCUCUGAAGGAAUCCACAAUGAAAUAAAUGGCCACAUUAACAGUAAACUAGCAAUGCUGGAGCAAAAACUUCAAGGAACUCCACGAAAUAUGGAGGAUUUACAGUCUAUAACCAAAAGGUCUCCGGUACAAAAGCCAAAGCGCAGUAACAAGGCAGCUGGAGACCGAGGCCCUAAUGCACGGAAGAAGAAUAAGAAGGAAGAAGUUGGAAAAAGUGCUGAAGCCCUGUUAAAGCAACUCAAACAGGGUCUCUCUCUACUGCCCCUGAUGGAGCCUUCAAUCACUGCCAGCCUGGAUCUGUUUGCCCCUUUCGGAAGCAGCCCAGCCAACGGCAAAGCCCAGCUCAAAGGAUCCUUUGGAAAUGCAGUGCUGGACAAUAUCCCUGACUAUUAUUCACAGUUACUCACAAAGAGUAACCUUAGCAACCCCCCAACACCUCCAUCCUCGCUGCCACCUACUCCUCCGCCUUCAGUCCAGCACAAGCUGCUGAAUGGAGUGACUUCUGGGGAGGAGCUGUCUGAGGGUCAGAAAGACACCGAGACAGCAGAAGAGCCAAUGGAUUCUGUGAAAGAGGAGGUGAAGAGUGUAGACAUCCUAGCAGCUCUCCCCACCCCACCACACAACCAGAAUGAGGACAUCAGGAUGGAGAGUGAUGAUGAGGACGCUCCAGAAAGCAUCAUUCCGGCAUCUUCUCCUGAGAGUAACGUAGGAGAUGAAACGCCACGUUUCCCUCACCUACGGGAACCCAAAGAGGAGGAGACGGAGAGAGCAAUAUCCCCAAUCAUCCCCCUCAUACCUCGUACUGCCAUCCCAGCAUUCCCAGAAAACAAACCAUUUGAAGCAUCCGAUAGCAAGGUGGUUUCCACCACCAACAAUUGGGACAAGGCCAAAAACAACGAAGUGGCCGUCACCUUCACCCUGUCCUCUGCUGCAGCCAAGAAACUGAACCACGUCAUGUUGGCCAUGGCCCAGCUGCUUAAUAUACGGAUGCCAGGUUCUUAUGAGGUGACGUUCCCAACCCAAAACCCUGACAUGUCUGGAGUGGAGGGGCCUGGAAAAGGACCAGAGCAGUCAGGGGCUUUGUGUACAAAGGACGGGGCUUCACUCAGUCAGGAUGAGUGGCUAAGGCAAUUUGACGUGUCUCUACCAGGCUGUACGUUGAAGAAACAAGUGGACAUUCUGGCUCUCAUAAAACAGGAGUUCCCAGACGGAGAAGACAAACCGGCUCUGCACUGUUACACCACCAAAGUCUCCGACUUAGAUGUUCGCCACCUUCCGGCUAUUCCAGUGGAAGAAUCUCCCCCUCCAUCGCCUUCCCCUCCAUCGCCUUCCCCUCCACAUCCUCCUCCAUCGGUCCCAGCUCCCACUUGUGAAGCUGAACCCUCCAACAAAUCAGCUUCUCCAUCUCCUCCUUCCUCCAGUCCUACCCUUCAGAUCAAGAUAAAGACUGAACCUGAACUGGGUGAUGGUCCUCCUAUUGAUGCUGCUCAACCAACUGAUGUCACAGAGUCUGGUGUUGCUCCUCCAGAGUCUCAGAAGGCUGCACCACAGUCGGAAGAUAACACACCAGAGUCUAAAGAUCUUGCAACACAGUCUAAAGAUGCUGCUCCAGGAUCUGAGGUUGCUGCUCCAGAGUCAGGCUCUGAUCCAGCAUCUGCCUCUGAAGCUCCAGUUCCUACUGAUCUUGCUCCUUCUGAAGAUCGUCUGAGUCUUGCUAUCAAGGAGGAGAACUUGGCCACAGAUCUGGAUCAACCAACUAAAGAUUCGGCACACAUCAUGGAGUCUUCCCCAAAGGCUAUCAAGCAGCGCAGGCCGCUCUCCCCUGAUGAGGUGAUACAUCCCAAACAGAAGAAAUGGAAGGGGAUUCGCUGGAAGCGCCUACAGAUUGUCAUCACGAUACGUAAGGGUGGGUCUAAGAAAGAGAGCAGCCGCGAGGUGUCGGAGCUAAUGGAACGCCUUCGCAUUACUCUACGACCAGACAAACUUCCUCGAGAUAAACGUAAAUGCUGCUUCUGCCACGAGGAAGCUGACGGAGCCACAGAUGGGCCGGGCCGGUUGCUCAACAUUGAUGUGGACUUGUGGGUGCACCUCAACUGUGCCCUGUGGUCCACAGAGGUGUAUGAGACGCAGGGCGGGGCCCUUAUCAAUGUGGAGGUAGCCCUGCGUCGCGGAUUGCGGACUCUUUGCGCAUACUGCCAGAAAACAGGGGCCACAAACGGCUGCAACAGAAUGCGCUGCCCGAAUGUUUACCACUUCGCCUGCGCCAUUAGGGCACGCUGCAUGUUUUUCAAGGACAAGACCAUGUUGUGCACCCAGCACAAGCUGAAGGGCCCCAGUGAAGAUGAACUCGGCAUGUUUGCUGUUUUACGGCGUGUGUACAUUGAGCGUGACGAGGUGAAGCAGAUUGCCAGCAUCUUACAGCGGGGUGACCGUAUCCACCUGUUCCGUGUGGGUGGUCUCAUCUUCCAUGCUGUUGGUCAGUUGCUACCAUCCCAGAUGGCCAACUUCCAUUCGUCCACUGCCAUCUUCCCUGUUGGCUAUGAGGCCACACGCAUCUACUGGAGCACACGUGUGCCCAACAAGCGCUGCCGCUACCGCUGCCGCAUCAACGAGGACGAUGGUCGCCCUCUGUUCGAGGUGCGUGUUUUGGAGCAAGGCAUGGAGGAUUUGCAGUACCGGGACACUACUCCAGAAGGGAUCUGGGAGCGGGUGGUUCAGCAGGUUGCUAAACUCCGAGAUGACUCGGCCAUGUUGAAGCUGUUCACUGAGCAUGUCAAGGGAGAGGAGAUGUAUGGCCUUACAAUUCAUGCUGUCAUGCGUAUCACUGAGUCGUUGCCUGGAGUGGAGAAUUGCCAGAACUACCAGUUUCGAUACGGCCGUCACCCUCUGAUGGAGCUCCCUCUCAUGAUCAAUCCCUCUGGCUCUGCUCGCUCUGAGGCCAAAGUCCCCACACAGAUCAAGAGGCCUCACACUCUAAACAGCACCAGCGUGUCGAAGGCGUACCAGAGCACCUUCACUGGAGAGCUCAACACACCGUACAGCAAGCAGUUCGUCCACUCCAAGUCGUCCCAGUAUCGACGGCUGAAGACUGAGUGGAAGAACAACGUGUAUCUGGCACGGUCGCGCAUCCAGGGCCUGGGGCUGUACGCUUCCAAAGACCUGGAGAAGCACACGAUGGUCAUCGAGUACAUCGGAACCGUCAUACGCAACGAAGUGGCCAAUCGGCGGGAGAAGAUCUACGAGGAGCAGAACCGUGGGAUCUACAUGUUCCGCAUCAACAACGAGCAGGUGAUUGAUGCCACUCUGACAGGAGGUCCAGCUCGGUACGCCAACCAUUCCUGCGCCCCAAACUGUGUUGCAGAGGUGGUCACAUUUGACAGAGAAGACAAGAUUAUCAUCAUUUCCAGCCGCAGGAUCCCCAAAGGGGAAGAGCUGACCUAUGACUACCAGUUUGACUUCGAGGACGAUCAGCACAAGAUCCCUUGCCAUUGUGGAGCCUGGAAUUGCCGAAAGUGGAUGAACUAACCAGAAGAAAGAAAAAUGGAGAAUUCCCCUCUCACUGGUGCCAGAACACUCCUGCGCCAAAGCCUUUGAAUCCUACAUAGCCAGUGCAUAAGCUGUUUUGAGAGAUGUGGAGGAAGGCCGGCCUUCAUCACUGAGAGACUAAAGCGUUGACACCUGUAGCCAAAGGUUUGAAGAGCAUUAAUCAAUAAAAGCAACCGACCUCCUCCAUCAACAGCAGCUUGAUGGUGGGACUUACUUUCAUGUUUGGACUAGUGAAUCACCUUUUCCUCAGCCAAAACCCUUCCCCCCCCUCGACUGUUCUUAAUACUCUUUACAGUGGCUGGAAUACAAUCCUCAACAUCUACCAAAUGAUUCUGACCCUCUGGUAUCAAUACUGGUAAUGGAGAGCUCAGCUGGAGCUUCGACAAAAAGCCAUUUUAAAAUACUAAGAAUGAACUAAUGAUGCAUUUUUAUGUUUUUAAGUCGGACCUAUUUCCUGUCCCACCUGACCACACCUCCCCCUUAUCUCCCAGAAAAAGGCACUUUCCCAUCAAGUCAUCAAUGAAGACAACACGGAUAUUGGCUAGCUAGACAAUCUUGAUGUGGCUCUGUGUUAGAACUACAUAUGAUCGAUGGAAAAAAAAGAUGAAAGUUAAUAUAAAAUUUGAGAUGCUAUUGAUCUGUGGCACCAGAUGUUCGGACUGUGUGGAGUCCCAUGGUGGGUUAGUUGGACCCAGUCUACCUCAUUGAUUUAUCGGGAAGCAACUGCUUUGUAUAAAAACUGUUAACUGCUACUGUGGAACGGGGGGGAAAGGGGGAAUGUUUUUAUGGGCCUUCUCGGACAAGCAGGGAAUCUUAAGCAGCAGGUUUGCUCUAUCUACUCUAUGCUGAUGAUGAUUUACAAUAAUGAGCCAACAUAAUUAUUAUUCAUGAAUUGUUUAUACAGAGGAAAUAUAUGACAGUUUUGAUAAGAUAUUGCAUUAAAAAUCACAAUCAGAAGCUUAGCGGGUGUCCUGUAUGCCACCAAAUCCUCCUGGAUGUAGCUUUUUCUUUUCCUUUCUAUUUAUGCGUCUCAGAAAACGAUGUUAUGAGCUGUGUGAAAGCACAAUAAUAUCCACCUUUUUUAAGUUGCUGAAAGACAGUAAUGGUGUGAGUGAAUGGCUCUAGGAUCAUGGGAUAAGCAGUCUUUGAAGAAGACUCCGAUGUCCGAAAUUAACCAAUUACACAUUUGCUUGUUGCUUCAUACAUUGAAUUUCCACUUGAUGAAAACCAGCUGGUGGAUGCAUGACUACUGUCCCAUGAAAUGCUUUUUAUUCUCCCCAAUCUUUUCACAACUCAACCUUGAACUUUGAAUCAUGCCUCUUCCUCUCUGUAUGAUUUAGUGGACUGUUGUUAAACAUGACUGUAGUAAGUCUUCCUCUGCCUGAGUACAGCCUGCAGUGUUUCUACUUCCCCUGUAGUGUGCUGGUACUGUUCUCUUGAGGCUGAACUGACAGCAGGGAAAGACUUAUUGGAAAAAAGGGCAUUUGUUUUCAUUUCUAUGUAAGAUGAAUGAAAAAGUCUUUAAAGGGAGCUUUACUAAAACUUCCUACCUUCCCAUACUACUUUGUUUCCUCCUCCCCCUAACCUAAGACCUCACAUGAUUUUAAAAUGCAAAGUUGUACAAACUGUAUAUAUAGUAUAUGCAUUAGGGGACAGCAACUCUUUAUCAAACCCCUUUGUAAUCAAAGUCAAAAGUGUAGAGAAAUAAAAUUGAAAAAAAAUCAACCACUGGAUAUCAUUUUAACAAAGAUAAAGCUGUAUAUAAAUAUAAAUAUAUGUAAAAUGGCAAACUAAUAUCUUUAUGUAUAUGAACCAGAGUGUUUUGCAUUUACCUGUUUUUCUAUUAGUGUUUUUGCUAUAAGCUCUCAGAGACAAGUUUGUUAAAAUAGGUUUGAGAAUAAUGUCUUCUCCAAUCAAUUGUGACGAGAAGCUGGUGUGAUUACAGAACUGUUUGGAUUCAUGUGGAGGUCGGUAAUUAGACAUGAAAAUCCCUUCUUGCGUAAAGCAGUACAAUGGUGCAUAGCAUUUGUAUUUAUGUAAUAUUGUUUGUGUUUAUUUUCUUUUUAUUUAUGCUACUGCUUGUUGAUUACCAAAACUUGUCCCUUAAUCGGUCACAAUUGGAUUAAUAUACUCUUGAAUGGAAAAUCUUGAAUCCCUAGAAUAUUGUUAGUGUUUCGCUUUUUUAUAUCUUCCCUAUAGAAGUGAAUGUGUUGGUAAACCUUGUGAAAUGGUUACUUGGCCUAAUGUAUGUUAUGAUGUAAUACUCAAAGUUAAUCCCAUACUUAUUCUGGUAAUGAAUUGCACUCUCAUAGUAUAAUGGAGAAUUUCUCUAAAGUGGUAGAUAUUGAUCCGAAGCAGUGAUAUAUAUAUUUUUUGGUAUGUUUCUAUUUCAAGGGAAGACCAUGAUGAGACAUUAUGCCGCUCACUGGAUUUUAGCCUGAAUCAUUUUUAACUUCUCUAAAUCUUAAUUUAAGUUCUCUGCAUAUCUUAUAAUUUAAUAAAGUUUGCUCAAAUUGAAGGUUUUUUUUAACCUCACCUACUUUUUAAAAAGACGUUGCAUCUGUACAGCAGAGAUACUUUUAGGGAAUAUAAAUACAUCUAAUGAUCAUUUUUAUUGUAUGUGGCAUGUUUUGUAUGGAUAUUAUUUUGAAUUGUACAUAUUUUUUUCAGGACGCCAGAGGUUGCAUCUCUUUAUAUACAGCUGUCCCACUCCCCUUUCCCUUCAUCUUAUUUCUUUGUCAGCUUUUGUUUCUUGUAAAGGAAAAUAAAAUGCAUUUUAAAUAUG